Molecule: messenger RNA, 1619 nt
Organism: Rubroshorea leprosula
Lineage: Eukaryota; Viridiplantae; Streptophyta; Magnoliopsida; Malvales; Dipterocarpaceae
Source: the annotation of a GenBank genome assembly
UCUCGCUGUUUCUCUUUCUCCCUGCUUCUGCGUGAGCAGAGCGGGUAAUAAUUGUAUCUUGUCCUGCCGGUAACAUCCAUAAUAGCAUAUCAUCAAACGCUUCAUCAGAUUUCUGCUCUACUUCACUGUGCCGAGCUAUAAUUCAUUUAUGAUGGCUGUUGACCUGCACAACCGUGAGUUAUUGCUUCCUUCGCAGUUUUUCACCGAGGAACAGGAGGGUAUUCAUUCUGUGAGCAGCAAACCGAACAGCCAAAACGGAUCUCUCUUUUCUGGCUCAUCGGAUUCUGGGUCUGAGUACUUGAGUUCGCCAGUGGAGUCUGAGGUUGGUUCGACGAAGAGCAGUGAAGAGGAAGAGGCGGGGGGAGAAGACGAUUACAUUGCCGAGUUAACUCGUAAGAUGGCUUACUACAUGUUUCAAGACGAAGAUAAACAGGAAAAGUCAUGGGAUUUGAGUGGUUCUCCUCAAUCGACACUCUGGUUGCCGUUGGGUUCGAAAGGUGAGAGUCCAAAUGGGUGGUUGAGAGAAACACUACCGCCGGUGACACCCAUGAUUGAGGGUUUUGAAAAGAUGAAGAUCAAUGAAGAAAUCCCCAAAUACAACCCCGGUAAGGGACUUUUCAGCGCAUCCAUACCAAUCCCAUUAGCUACAAGAAACCCUGAUGUCGGAUUUCAAUCCAAAAAAUCCCUCAUCGAUGAACAAAUUCGAGCUAUUCAAUUUUAUAAGCUUAAACAAGAACAGGCCAUGAAACUCAUGGAUCAAAAACGGAAGAUUAAGCAAGAUUAUCGAAGCAUAGGAAGAGUUUCCAGCGGGUUUAACAAUGGGCAGAGGGUUCCUUCUCACCCCUGCGCCGGGUGUACUCUGCAUCCACAACAGAGCAGCGGCCUGGAUGAUUCAAACAUGAGAGCUGUUGUUCUUGACACGUCUGGUUCCAAAACUGGGUCUGGUGGAACAGGGGUGUUCUUGCCCCGAAGAAUAGGAACCUCGUCCGAGACACGCAAGAAACAAAGAUGUCCCACAGUUCUUAUUCCUGCAAAAGUAGUUCAUGCCCUGAAACUCCACUUUGAGAAAAUGGGAGUUCCAUCAAGAUUAAACACUGGGGUUCCUUUGCAACAGGAUGCCCAUGUGGAUGGGAGGAACAGCAUAUCCUCACAGCAGAAACGCCACCCUUGGACGGCGCCGGCUAUCAGCCACCAAGAUUUAGAUUUAGGUCUACCUCAAGAAUGGACAUACUAGAAAAUUCAAAAUAAAAAUAGAAAGAAUCCCAUGAAGCACAUGGGAUGUUUCUUGGUUUCUUAUCCGAUACUAGUGGUGUUUGGUUGGAUUUCAUCUACUAAGAAAAGAAACGAUUCCAAGGGCAAGAGGAGAAUAAAUGAGGGAGAAGGAAGAACAAGGCAUUGGUUAAAAUUUUAGGGAAUCUUAGAGCACAGAACAAACUGAUACUUUUUUUAAUAGUUUGAGAAUAUUUACCUUGGGUUGAAAUGUAAGAUGAACCAAAUGAAAAUAACUAAGGGUUAGGGCUUGUGUCCUUCUUCUAGCUGGCUGGGUUAAGUGCUUGUGUGAAAGUAAUGUCCUUUGUCAACUUCAUGUAAUGAAUAAUAAAUAAAAUUAGCUAUAAACA